UCUCAAGCUCCAGCCCGCCCGCCGCAUCGACAGCGAGAUCGUCACGCCUAGCAGGCGCCACGGGGCAGCCCCGCUGCCGGGGUCCUCGCGACGGAAAGCCCGUCACCAUGGAGAUGGGGCGCGCGCCCGCGGCCGUUAAGUCCAGGACAGUUUCGGGCGCUGAGGCAGCGACUCCCAGCACCCAACGGCACCGACGGCGGACCCUUCCCUGGCUCGCAAUGGCUCGGGUCGGCCGCCGCGGUCACCUCAGCCUACGCGGGCAGUGCGGCGGGUUCCACUAAGCGCAAGGCGCCCAACGAUGGAGCGGGGCGGGGCCUCGGGCCGUCCGGGUCGGUCUGAGACAUCCGCUUCCGGGGCUGGGGCUAGCGCAAUACCCGGUUCGGUAGGCUCGCCGUGCGGUGCCCAGGACCAAUCCCCAAACCCUCCGUUCACUGAGUCGCGGCCGCCCUCGCCUCGCUGCCGGGCGCCCUCGCCUCGUUGCCAGCCGCCCUCGCCUCGCUGCCGGACGCCCUCGCCUCGCUGCCCGACGCCAGUACUCUGCUGCCCGCCUCCUCAGCCAGUCAUGCUGGAGCAUCUGAGCUCGCUCCCCACGCAAAUGGAUUACAAGGGCCAGAAGCUAGCUGAACAGAUGUUUCAGGGAAUCAUUCUUUUUUCAGCAAUAGUUGGAUUUAUCUACGGGUACGUGGCUGAACAGUUCGGGUGGACUGUCUAUAUAGUUAUGGCUGGAUUUGCUUUUUCGUGUUUGCUGACACUUCCUCCAUGGCCCAUUUAUCGUCGGCACCCCCUCAAGUGGUUACCUGUUCAAGACUCAGGCGCAGAAGACAAGAAACCAGGGGAAAGAAAAAUUAAGAGGCAUGCUAAAAAUAACUGAUUGGGGGUUUUCAUGAUUCAGCUUUACUACUGAACCUGCUUUUGUAUCUUGUGAGCGAGCUAAAUUUUGGCACCCAGAACACGAGCUAAAAACCACCUAUACUUUUAUGGUACAGCUGUUUAUAGAUUUUGUUCUCUUUAUUAUUUCACUUCUCAGUUGGGCUUUGACUUACACAUAUUUUAGACCUGUUCAUAAUCUUUCUCUGAAAUGGAGAACAGAAAAUAGAAGUAUGCAAACUUUCUUUCAGGUCUACAAAAAUAAUGAAUAUAUGCCUCUUAAAUGGAAGAACUUAAUCAUCAAAGCUUUAUAAUUCAUUGUUAAGCCAUUUUAAUAUUUUCAAUUAAAAUUCACAGUGCAAGUCUG
Molecule: messenger RNA, 1234 nt
Organism: Miniopterus natalensis
Lineage: Eukaryota; Metazoa; Chordata; Mammalia; Chiroptera; Miniopteridae
Gene: SPCS1
Product: signal peptidase complex subunit 1
Biological process (GO): protein targeting to ER
Cellular component (GO): signal peptidase complex; membrane
Source: RefSeq, a predicted model, not a curated record